AUGGGAAUAAAGCAACUUAUGCAACUUAUCAAUGAUAAAGCUCCAGGAUCUGUUUACAAACUCCCUUUGUCUCGAUUUUCUGGUCAAAUUGUUGUAUGUGAUGCAUCUAUUGCUUUAUAUCAAUUUUUAAUCUCAACACAGUUCAGCACGAAAUCUGGGCUUGGCACUCUUACCGAUCAUGAAGGAAACCCUACAGCGCAUCUUCUCGGUCUCUUAAAUCGUACCCUUAUGCUGCUAGAAAAUCAAAUAAAACCUAUAUGAGUCUUUGAUGGUGAGCCUCCUAAUUUAAAGCUUCAGACGAUUUCCAAAAGACAGCUUGCUAAAUCAGAAGCAGAAGUCCUUAUGAAGCAAGCUGUUGAAGAACAGAAGCAAGAAGACGCAUUAAAAUUCAGAAUGAGGAGCGUAAUUAUAUCUAAAAAUAUGGCAAAUGAUGCAAUUAAGCUAUUAAAUCUUAUGGGAUUGCCAAUAGCUAUUGCUCCAGGAGAGGCUGAAGCUGAGUGUGCUCAAUUAGUAAAAAGCGGACAUGCUUCUGUUGUAGCGACAGAAGAUAUGGAUUCACUAGUUUUUGGAGCUCCAUAUUUAUUAAGAGGAUUUAACUCAAAAAAGCAGCCUUUAACAGAAAUUUGUUAUGAAGAAAUGUUAAAUGGGCUAGGAUUAAGCCAUGCUGAAUUUGUUGAUAUGUGUAUUUUAUUAGGAUGCGAUUAUACAGAGCAUAUUGAAGGAGUUGGCCCAGUGUCUGCUUAUAAAUUAAUUAAGAAUUUCGAAAGGAUUGAAAAAGUUUUGGAGUUUAUAAAAGAAAAUAAAAAAUAUAAAAUCCCAGAGAAUUUUGAUUAUGAAGGAGCAAGAGAAUUAUUUUUAAAUCCAAAAGUGAAAAAUAAUGAAGAAGUAAACUUUCAAUGGACUGGGCCAGAUGAAGUAGGAUUAAAAGAAUUCUUAGUUCAAGGAAAAGGAUUUGCUCAAGGAAGAGUUGAUGAUGCAGUUUUAAAAUUAAAAAAAUUAAGAGAAAGUCCAAAGCAGUUGGUAUUAGAGCAUUUCUUUGGUAAGCCUAUAAUUAAGAGAAAAUUAUCAGAUGACGAUACUUUAGGUAAAAAGAAGCCAGAGACGAAAACAAUCAGGAAAAGAGGAAAAAAAAUUAAAGCAAGAAUAAUUUUUUAA
Messenger RNA from Blepharisma stoltei, 1155 nucleotides. NCBI's taxonomy places the organism in Eukaryota, Ciliophora, Heterotrichea, Heterotrichida, Blepharismidae. The record is from the annotation of a GenBank genome assembly.